Messenger RNA from Paramecium sonneborni, 993 nucleotides. The record is from the annotation of a GenBank genome assembly. NCBI's taxonomy places the organism in Eukaryota, Ciliophora, Oligohymenophorea, Peniculida, Parameciidae.
UUAAAUAUGAAAACUCUAAGUUAGAAUGAGAAAAGAUCAAUAAAGAAGAUAUAUAGUCUUGCAAUGAAAAUGAUGGGACUUUUAUUAAUAGCAUUCUUUCUGGUUUUAUAUUAUUUUAUAAUUUAUUCAUUUAUCCGUGACACAAUGCUAUUAUAUUAUUUGGUUUACAAUAAUAAAUUGCUUAUUAGUAUAUUGAUGUUAAUAGGAUUGAUUGAAGGUAUAGAAUGAAUAUAUAAUAGCAUUCAAUGUGAUUUUUAAUUAUGGGUUAGUGAUAAUAGUGUCACCAGGAUUGACAUCUGAUAUAUUUAUAAAAACAGAUGAUAAAAUAGGGAGUCCAUACAUAUAUGAUCCAAUUAAAUGCAAGUUUAAUAAAACAUAGUUGAAUAUAAAGUUAGAUUAGAGUACAUUAAAAUAUUGUGAUAAAUGUUGUUUACCAAAACCUCAGAGAACACAUCAUUGUAGUAUAUGUAAUAAAUGUGUACUAAAAAUGGAUCAUCAUUGUCCUUGGGUUGGAUAAUGUGUAGGACAUUAAAAUCAUCGAUUCUUUAUUUUGUUUUUAACUCAUAUAGCAAUAGGUACAUUGUACAUUUCGAUAUUGAAUUUAAAUAUAAUGAUGAAGUAUUGAUUUUAGAUGGAAUUAGCAACAAAUUUGAUUAGUACAAAAAUUUAGAAUCAAAAGUUUUUACAGUAGUUUGGCCCUUAAACAUAUCGUUGUUUUUAAUGUUAUCAGGAUUUUCAGGUUGGAAUUGGUAUUUGGCAAUGAAAGGAAUGACCACAUUAGAAUUUUGGGAUAAGAAUCCUAAUUUUAAAAAGAGUAAGAGAAUACUUAAUUUAUAAUAAAUAUUUGGAGAUGUAAGAAAUUGGAUAUAGAUAUUAUCACCAAGUGUAAGAGAUUUACCAUCAAAUGGAGUGAUUUGGUAUGAUACUUAAGUAGAAAAUUAAAACAUAUUAAAUGAAGAAUAGGAGGAAGACGAGGAAGAAAUAAUUGGUUGA